This is a messenger RNA of Drosophila montana, 1016 nucleotides long. RefSeq names its product Ninjurin A (gene NijA). The transcript has 4 exons. Gene Ontology annotation, cellular component: membrane. Gene Ontology annotation, biological process: tissue regeneration; cell adhesion. The coding region runs from base 200 to 883 and encodes 227 amino acids. NCBI's taxonomy places the organism in Eukaryota, Metazoa, Arthropoda, Insecta, Diptera, Drosophilidae. The record is from RefSeq and is a predicted model, not a curated record.
UUCGGCCAAUAGCGUGCCAAGCGGUUGUGAUUCGCGCACGAAUUUUCGUUUGAAGAGAUAUUAUCAAAUAAAUUCUGAAAGAUACACGACAGCAUAACGGAUAAAGCAAACAAAGAAGAACAUUUUUAUUCUUUAUAUCGCCUUGGCAUCGCAUUGAAAUUCGUUACAGACUCAAUUCAACGCGUUUAUUAAUUGUAAAAUGAGUAACCUACAGCAUAUUACGCUCGAGAUGGAUAAAACUCCAGCGAAAAAUCAAGUUAAUCACAUUGAGGCCGCAGACGACAUCGAUGGACGUAAAGUGCGCACACCUCGAGCAGUGCCCGAAAUCGAUGAUGAUGAAAAUGAUGAACGACCCUAUGCCAAUGGCGUUAAUUCCGGCGUGGAUGAUGGUCUGCUAGGCAGCGGAGAUGGAAGUGGUAAUGGUAAUGGUGGAGCCACCAUGCCCAACGCGAAUGGCGGACGUCGUCGCAGCGUUGGAUAUCCGGGCUAUGAUGGCACCGGAUUUGUUAACAUCAAUGGCGUGGAGACGCCCAUACCAGAUGUGAAUGCCUAUCAGCAUAAGAAGACGCUCGCCCAGGGCAUGAUGGACCUGGCUCUGCUGUCGGCCAAUGCCAAUCAGCUGCGUUAUGUGCUGGAAACCAGCAACCAGCAUCCGUAUUUUUAUCCCAGCCUAUUGUUCAUAUCGGUGAGCAUCAUAUUCCAGAUAGCCGUCGGUGUUGGACUUAUAUGGAACGGCAGGUACAAUAUCAGGAACGAACAGGAAAUAUGUCGUGCCAAUAAAAUUAAUAAUUACACAGUCAUUGGCAUAUUUAUUGUAACAGUUGUGAACGUUUUAAUAUCAGCCUUUGCUGUGGCAGACCGAGCUCCCGCAACGACAACGUAGUCGCACAAUUUACGUUUAGAUAUUUUAGAAAUUAUAUGUUUAGGCCAAUACUCACGAUUUUUGCAAAAGCACUUUUCACAUUUUUAUAUUUCUCUGCCAUUGUGAUAAAUAAAUUGAAAGUCAUCAAGUUGAA